This is a messenger RNA of Lepisosteus oculatus (spotted gar), 5109 nucleotides long. RefSeq names its product testis associated actin remodelling kinase 1b (gene tesk1b). Lineage: Eukaryota; Metazoa; Chordata; Actinopteri; Semionotiformes; Lepisosteidae. The record is from RefSeq and is a predicted model, not a curated record. Gene Ontology annotation, biological process: protein phosphorylation; positive regulation of stress fiber assembly; actin cytoskeleton organization. Gene Ontology annotation, cellular component: nucleus; cytoplasm. Gene Ontology annotation, molecular function: protein serine/threonine kinase activity; ATP binding.
UCCGAAGUACGGCGCCUUUUUAGGGUAUACUGUAUGCCGUAUAUAUAAUGUGGAACACUAUUUAUUGUCCUAUUGAGGAAAGGCACAUAGAUACAGAUCAGUGGUACAGUAGUCACCGGUGUGGCGAGCAGACGCACUGGGUUUCUAGGCUUCGCGCCCCAGCAGGUGGAGCUGCGGCUGGUUUCGCUGGUCCCGCCCCGGCGCCGCUCCUCCAAUAAGGACCAGCAGCCUCACGCGCACGGCGAGGCAUACAGGCCGAAAGAGAAGAGGGAGACACCGGGAGAGAAGUAAUUACACCGGCACCGGGGGGGGUGAGAUUCAGUGGUGUGCAGGACUGUUUCAUUAAAAAUACUAAGAACCCCGGCGGAGUAAGACGGAGAUUCGGAGCUGAGACGUUUGUUGUUUAGCGCUGCGGAUCCGCACCUGCAGACUUACCUCGGCAGCUGCCGGAGGGGGGAUUCCUUCAGCCACCGAGACUGUGCCUGCGGUGCGAGGAAGGGAGGCAGGGUGCACGCUGUAGGAGCGCUCCACUGCUGACGGCUAGCAGCCCUGCUUCAUCCCCGUGUCCCGCUCUGAGGCAGGAGGCAGUCUGACUGGGGAGGCCCGGCGUGUGCGGGGACAUCCUCUCCAGGCACACCUGGAGGAGAGGAGGGGGGUCGCUGUCACACUAAAACGCGUACACGAAGCCACUCGGAGAGACGGCACCGCUGCAUGGAGGUUUUUUCUGUUUUUCUGAAGGAGAAUGCUGCGACCUUUUAAAAAGACUUGGGGAAUGUACAGGACACAGCCUGCCAAGGAUUUGCUGCGCUCGCUGUCUGUGUGCAUCAAUUCAGUAGAUCGGUUUAAAGUCACUGGCGUGGUAGUCGUGCUGCUUUUUCCUGUGUAACAGACGGAGGGGGAGAGAAUUGUGACCCUGGGUUAAUAUUCGGGUGUCUUGACUGCUCUGUCCUGGGAGUACAUUAUUCGUUAGGUAAACGCUUGUGUCGUGCGGUGAAGUAAAGGGAGAUGUAAACGCUGCUGAAAGGAUUUUAAAGAUAAGUGUUUGCUGUGGGAUUAACAACAUGGACCGGGCCGAGCCGGACCAGGAGUCCAGUGAUCCCUCAGUCAUUGGGGCGGCCGGGCCGAACCGGCUCCGACCUUCUUCGUACCGGGCUCUUAGAAGCGCCGUAUCCAGCCUGGCCCGCAUCGAUGACUUCUACUGUGAGAAGAUUGGCUCCGGCUUUUUUUCGGACGUGUUCAAGGUCAGGCACAGGAUCACUGGCCAGGUGAUGGUGCUGAAGAUGAACAAGCUGGCCAGCAACAGAGCCAACAUGCUGAGGGAGGUGCAGCUGAUGAACCGGCUGUGCCACCCCAACAUCCUGAGGUUCCUGGGGGUGUGUGUUCACGAGGGCCAGCUCCACGCUCUCACCGAGUACAUUAAUGGCGGGAACCUGGAGCAGCUGCUGGACAGCGAUGUGUACCUGUCAUGGGCGGUGAGGAUGGGGCUAUCUCUAGACAUCGCGCGGGGACUGCAGUACCUGCACAGCAAGGGCAUCUUCCACAGGGACCUCACCUCCAAGAACUGUCUAGUGCGCUGUGAGAAUGGGCUCUUCACUGCUGUGGUGGGAGACUUCGGGUUGGCAGAGAAAAUCCCUGACUACAGUGAGGGUGUGGAGAAGCAGCCUCUGGCCGUAGUGGGCUCCCCCUACUGGAUGGCUCCAGAAGUGCUGAGAGGAGAGCUGUACAAUGAGAAGGCGGAUGUCUUUGCCUACGGGAUCAUCCUAUGUGAGAUCAUCGCUCGGAUACAAGCCGAUCCGGACUUCCUCCCACGCGCUGAGGACUUCGGUCUGGAUGUAGAGUCUUUCCAGCACAUGGUCGGUGACUGUCCUCCCUGCUUCCUGCAGUUGGCUGUGAACUGCUGUAAUAUGAGUGCAGACCAGCGUCCCUCCUUCUCCGACAUCGUGGUGGAGCUAGAGAGGAGAGAGCGAGAGAAGCAAAUUCUGAAGGAGGAGAGCAAGGAGCCUGCAGCAGGAGAUGGCAGCCCGGUGAGGCCCCUGGUGGCCCCUGGCUCCAGCCCGGCUCGGCGGCGCUCUGUAGGCCUACCACAUGACAGGGGGCUGUCCCGCAGCCAGUCAGACAUGCUGCCCCCCAACUCUCCUCCCCUGCUCUCAGGCACGCCUGCCCGGGUCAACCCCUUCUCGCAGCGCCACGAUCUGAACGGCGGCAAGAUCAAGCUGUUCGACACGCCCAGCAAGUCGGUCAUCUCUCUGACCUUUGCCCUGCCUCCGCCCCCUGAUCCCUUCACUGGGUCCUCCCCCACGCCCCCUGAUCUCUGGCAGGACUCCAGAGGAACCCCCCGCCGCUGUCGCUCACUUCCCUGUACCCCUGAGCUACCCCGUCCUCUGCGCCCUGUUGUGGCCCCCACUGAGAAGCAGGGUACCCCGGGACAGCAAAGCAGGGGGGUGAUGAUUGUCAGUACCUUCCAGGACAGAGAGGGCAAAGGACAGGAAAUCCCAGAGGAUGUUGGGCAGAUGUUUGGGCCGGGACACUGGGAUGAGCCCAUCAGGAGGCAGCCUGCUGUGAGGCCUCAGGACAUCGGGGGGAGAGGGCAAAUAGCACAGGAUCUGGGUAGCGGCGGCGAAACGACAGAGGAUUCUGGGACCCCUGUGGAUCUGGAGCUGGUGUCCCUGGAAAUGCUGGGGGAGGGUGAGCUGGAGACCCUCUGCUUGGGGGAGCCCAUGGACUGUUCAAGCAGCCCGGACACCCUGGAGGGCUCUGUCUUCCUGGAGGGGACCCCUGCAGGCCAGACCUGGCUCACUCCUCCCUCCCCAUCAUCCUCCAUCCUGGCCAACGGCUGGGAGUCGCCGGUCUUCAACGGCCCGCCCUCGCUGCCCCCCCUCCCUCCCCUUGACAACAACAACACCACUGUUGUGGUCAGCCGGCCAUUGGGCUGGGGGGGCAAUGGCUACCAUGGCCACACUGGAGGCCCAGCCUAUCCAUUGCACGGGUCCAGCACAGCCACCCUGGAGCAAGAUGAGGUCAUUUCCUGUCCGGGCUGCUGUCUGGCAGGGUUCAGCUUCCCCUCCGCCUGUCUGCGCCCCUCCCGGAGGAAUCCCCCCCCCUACAAGAACUUGAACGGAGAGGCAGCACGAGGGCUACUGUGUCGAAACGCCAAGACCUUGGGACCCUCUCAACAUACCCCCGGACACAGCGCCGAACCCAGCCUGCCCCUACCAGAGGCGCAGACGUAGAGAGGCACCACUUGGUGCUUCAGGAGGUGCUCUGGAGGUCCAAACUGCUGUUGUUCUUGGUAUAAAUAUUGGUCUCUUGUUCAUAUUUUCUCUGGGGUGGUGAAAUGUAAACUGGCUCCUGGACUCUGGGUGACUGUACCUGUGCAGCAUAUUCGGUUAAGAGGCAGAAUUUCCUCAGGAGUUAUAGCAGGAGUGAGAGAGGAGAUGAGAGGGAGGGAUUUUCCAAGAGCCUGAGAGAAAAUUGUUAACUCCAGGGUCCAGCACUGUCUCUAAGUGGAGGAUUCAGCCCGUUCACUCCCACGUGUCCCUCUGAGUAGCUUUGCUCCUUGACGAACCCCUGACAGGUGAUCCUUGAGUGUGGAGACCCCAGCUCAGGAGAGACAGACUUGUCUGUCUGGUAUCAUUAAUGUGAAACCAAAGUCCAGGGUCACUCUGGCAUUGGUUUUGUUCGUAGAGUAAACCAUUAGUGCAGUGCUAUUCAGAUCUACUCCUUAAUGUCCAGAAGGUCACUUGACAGGCUGGAGACAGUACUGCAGGAGGGGGUAGGAGCAGGAGCCAAGCAUUGCUUGGAGAAAUAUCGAAUGCAGGCAUAGAGGAAUGGAAAAUGGAAAGGAAACUGAGACAUAAAGCAUGUACUCCACAGUGCCAGGGUCCACUUGUAUGCCUUCCAGGGCUUUGUUGUCACACUCCUCGCACUAUUCACUCCUUGUUCUUUAGAUACAAAGUGCUGGUUUCUGGCCACUGAAAUAAUUUACUAGAAGAUGAACUAUUGAAACUGCAAUUUAUUGGUGUAUGACAGAAAAGUGGUCAGUGUGGCAUGAAAAACUUAUUACUCCCACUUUAUAGUACAGAUUGCACUCUUUUUCAUGCCACACAGUCCAUUUAGGUUAACCAGCUGGCUCUAUGCUAUGUAUCGGUGACCCAGUCCUGGCACUGCAUACUGUAGCUCUGCCCACAGUCUUGCUGACUGAGCACCAAACACAAUUUGCCCAGGGACUGGGAAUGACCAUUCAUGGCAUUGCAUAGCUCUGCCUGUAGUCUCAGAUCCAGUACUAUACAAAUCUGGCCACAGUUUGGGAGUAACCUACUCCUGGCUCUGCACAGCUCCGCCCGCCUGCAGUCUCUGUGACCCAAUCGUGGCUCUGCACAGCUCCGCCCACGGUCUUAAUGUCCCAAUCAUGGCUCUGCACAGCUCCGCCCACGGUCUCCCUGACCCAAUCGUGGCUCUGAUCAUGCUCUGCCCACAGUAUCGAACACAUUGCAAGUGAAAUGGGGGAUCUUUUCUAUUUAUUUUAGAAAAAAUAGAUAAGAAAAUAAUGCAAUGAAAAAUGUAUAUUUUUUGUUACUAGAAUUUAUAUUCUACAUCCUGACUGCUGUACAGUAAAAUGUUAAAGACUGCUUGAAACCCUGAAUGCCUACUCUUUGUCCCCAAGUUUGAUGUAUUUAUUUCUCUGGUUUGAGCAGGAGCCUGGAGGUGAGCUGGUGGUCCUGUCUGUCCACUGACUGCAGUGUCUCUGUGUCAGCAGUCAUAGAGCCGUGAUCACAGCGCAGCUCCCUCCGUACUCAAAUGUGCAGCAUGUUUCAUUGCAUAGAACUAUUUAAUCUCCACAUAAAAACUUGUAUUAGUUUUGUGAAAGCUGCGUGAGAUACUCUGCAACUGUAAGGUGCAGUUUUCUUGCUGGGGAAAUAGCAAGUGUAAACUCAGUAUGAUGGGUAGUGUUUCCAGACUCUGACCCAGAGACAAUGAGACUGAGAGACACACCGGCCAACCUCCAGGACCAUCCCUAACCCUGAUGUCUAGCACUUAUGGCAAAGAACAGCUUUAAUGAGUUCAGAUGAAUAUUAACUUAAAUGAACCAAUAAAAAUAUGAAGAGGAAA